UCAUCGUAAACGCAACCCUGGGUUUUAGCUAGCUAGCCAAUUUUGACAAAGAUGGUUGUCAGUAGAAGUCCCCGUCACGACGAGUAAUAUUAGUGUCGGUAACGUUUAAUACUCAGCACGAGGGAUAGGGUCUCCUAUCCUAAAUAUCUGAUGUGUUAUGGCUGAAGUGGAUGAUAUUGAAAUUACAGACGUCGACGAUGACAUGUCUUAUGAAGUGGAGAAGGGGCCCAUUAAGAACCAGGAUCUAACUUCCGUGAGCAUAAUCGUCGGAGAGAUUCUUUCCCAGUAUGGGUGGUACAUGCUGGUUUUGACAGUGUUGGUCUACCUCCUCAUCCAGUACCUCAGCAAGAAGAGGUCCAGCCAGAGCCCACCCCCACAAACAGAACAAGAUGCUGUGCUCGUGGCGAGAAAACAACUGGCCAUGGAAGCAUCUCGGAAAAGGAUGCAGGAGGAGCUCGAUGCCAAAGCAGCCAUCUUCAGAGAGAAACAGAGAGAGCAAGAAGAAGAGAAGAGGAGGCAGAAAAUAGAGAUAUGGGAGAGUAUGCAACUGGGAAAGAGUUACAAGGGAGCUGCAAAAGCUGCUCAAGCAACUGAGGAGGCCAGCUCAUCACAAACUGUGCUCAAAUCAAAGACGGACAAGAAGUCACUUCGCGGUUCAGACUACAAUCCCCUGAAUGGACAGGGAGGAGGAACCUGCUCCUGGAGACCAGGCAGGAGAGGGCCGUCAUCUGGUGGAUGAGGUUAAAGAAAGUCAGUGACAUUGGUUUAUGACCUUUGACCUCUGACAUUCUGAGAUGCUCACUGACUGACGGAACCAAGCUGACAAUGUCAUCAACGCCAAACUUUAUUCCGAUUUAUGUUUAACUUGCUUCAUACUUGAUGUCAAUCAGUUAGCACCAUUUUAUAGCAUAUACCAGAUUUCCUGUUUGAGUCUUAUCAUUCUUUGCUGCUUUGUUAAACCACAGAUUAUAUGACUAACAUAAGUCAUGCUGUUUAGGGGUUUCUAUAUUUUGGCAUUGAAAGCUUGUAAUGAAGCCACUUCUGUAAAUGGUGUGUAACCAGCAGGAUUGGCUGAUAUUUCACAGUCAGUGUGUUUUUUUUUUGUUUUUUUUUCUGAUAUAUUAUUUUGUGUUUGUCAGUGUGUACCACCCAUCGCUUUAGGGCUGUUAUGAUAACAGCAGCUAUAACUGGUAUCACAAUAAAUGAUAACAAACAUUUUAAACAAUCAACAUGAAUGUUUGUUCUGUUCCACGCAUUUUUUUGCAAUAAAGACAUGGUCACCAGAUGUA
Molecule: messenger RNA, 1289 nt
Organism: Acanthopagrus latus (yellowfin seabream)
Lineage: Eukaryota; Metazoa; Chordata; Actinopteri; Spariformes; Sparidae
Gene: selenos
Product: selenoprotein S
Exons: 6
Coding region: 158-739 (193 amino acids)
Biological process (GO): retrograde protein transport, ER to cytosol; endoplasmic reticulum unfolded protein response
Cellular component (GO): endoplasmic reticulum membrane; Derlin-1-VIMP complex; Derlin-1 retrotranslocation complex
Source: RefSeq, a predicted model, not a curated record